This is a messenger RNA of Lithohypha guttulata, 1242 nucleotides long. RefSeq lists its product as uncharacterized. The record is from RefSeq and is a predicted model, not a curated record. Gene Ontology annotation, biological process: fatty acid beta-oxidation; phenylacetate catabolic process. NCBI's taxonomy places the organism in Eukaryota, Fungi, Ascomycota, Eurotiomycetes, Chaetothyriales, Trichomeriaceae. Gene Ontology annotation, cellular component: peroxisome. The transcript has a single exon. Gene Ontology annotation, molecular function: acetyl-CoA C-acyltransferase activity. Bases 1 to 1242 code for a protein of 413 amino acids.
AUGGCAACAGCACGUGGUCUCAAGGAGAUCCUUACGAAAAAGCCUACCGAUGUGGUCAUUCUUUCUUCCUUGCGCACACCAGUCACGCGCGCAUUCAAAGGAGGCUUUCGCGAUGCCCACGACCACGAACUCCUAUCUCACGUCCUUAGAGCAACACUAGAAGCAAAUCCUAAUCUUCCACCAGAAAAGAUCGAGGAUGUAGCAGUAGGCGUUGUCCUCGCCGAGCUGGGAGGUAGCAAGGCGGCACGCAUGGCACAAUUACAUGCUGGCUACCACGAUCGAACGGCAUUACACACAGUGAACAGAGCAUGCAGUAGUGGUCUCGCAGCAGUGACGACAAUAGCACACGCAAUCACAGUGGGCAGCAUCGACGUCGGGAUCGGCGCAGGAAUGGAAAGCAUGACUCGAAAUUACGGCUCUCGAGCCAUACCCGUAAAUCUAUGGGACGAACUACGAAACAGCCCCAGAAAAGAAGCAAAAGACUGCAUCAUGCCCAUGGGCGAAACAAGCGAAAACGUCGCGAAACGCUACGGUGUCUCUCGAGAAGAUCAAGACGCAUUUGCCGUCGAAUCACACCGCAAAGCCUCCCAAGCCCAAAAAGAUGGCCUCUUCGACAAAGAAAUAGUCCCCGUCAAAGUCCAACAACACGACCUAGAAGAUAAAGAGAAAAGCGGUCCCACAAAAGAAGCAACAGUCGACAAGGACGACGGAAUUCGGCACAACGCCAGCUUAGAACAAAUGGCAAAACUCAAACCGGCAUUUGGAAAAGACGGCUUCAGCACAGCCGGAAACUCAAGCCAGAUCUCAGAUGGUGCCGCCGCAACAUUAAUGAUGAGACGGUCCACCGCCAACGAACUCGGUCUCACAAGCAGCAUCAUAGGGAAAUGGGUAGGCACACAGGUCGUCGGCUGUCUACCCGACGAAAUGGGCGUUGGUCCUGCAAUCGCCAUACCGAAAUUACUCGAGUACACCGGCAUCAGUACGGAGGACGUAGGUAUUUGGGAAAUCAACGAGGCUUUUGCCAGUCAAGCGUUAUACUGUGUGAGGAAGUUGGGAAUUGAUGAGACUAAGGUUAAUCCGAAGGGAGGUGCUAUUGCGCUGGGACAUCCUUUGGGAAUGACGGGUACGAGACAGCUGGCGACGUUGAUGCCGGAGCUGGAGAGGCAGGGCAAGGAUCUUGGUGUUGUUAGUAUGUGUAUUGGGACGGGAAUGGGAAUGGCUGGUCUGUUUGCGAGGGAAUAA